AACACCAUUUAUUCCCUGAACGCGACAGGAUCGAUUGGCUAUAAAUCCCAGCCAUGCUUGUUAACGGAGGCACUGUGAUGUAGGCGCUAGGGACGGUACUUCAGUGGCUGCACAUUCGUUGACGGCGGCUUCAACCCUAUUCUGCAACUUCACCGACGGCAGGUUUGCCAUGGGACAAGGAGAACCACGUGAUGAAAUAUUGCGUUUAGAACACCUACGCUCUCACUCCGUUUGAGAGAGCCAUUCUGUACAUGGUCCUUUCGACACGAAGUGAUACGCAUCUCACCAGCCGAUGUGACAGCAAUGGAGAAAGUUAGGAUCUGUGUUGGAGGGACUCAUUUUGUCACUACCAGAGACACAUUAAAUAAGUAUCCAAGAACACGAUUGGCUGAACUGAAUAAGUCAUGUGAUAAUUUUGACGAAUCAGAAAAUGAGUAUUAUUUCGACCGGGAUCCAUCUGUGUUUGCUUGCAUUCUCAACUUGUACAGGACAAAAGAACUUCAUGUUACUCAAGCCUUGUGUGGGAAUGCUGUCAGAAAUGAGCUCAGUUUUUGGAAGAUCCCUGAAACAGUUAUCGCCCCCUGUUGUUGGCGGACUCUCCACCAGGUGGACCAGGACAAGGAAAUACUGGAUUCUUUGAAUGAAGGCAGCAAGAAGGUCAUGAUGGAAAACACCUCUUUAAGGUGUUGUCAGUCUUUGCGCUUGCGUGUAUGGAAGUGCAUGGAACAGCCAAAUUCUUCCCUGACAGCAAAGAUCUGGAACGUCGUGCUGGCGCUGAUGAUACUCCUGGCGUCGAUGGUCUAUUGUUUGGACACAGAGCCAAGUUUUAGAAUCAUGCCGGAAAACGGGACCGAGGAGUACUGGACUUAUGUGUACGCCCAGAAAACAAACAUUGACAACAGAGUUCUUCUACUCCUCUUCACGGACUAUAACAAAGUAAUAUAUAUACUGGACUUCGUAUGUCUUAUCUUCUUUACUGCAGAGUUGACAGUGCAUCUGCUGGUCUGCCCAAUACUACGUUUGUUCUUCUGCAGCAUCAUCAACUGGAUUGACAUCUUGACCGUUCUCAUAGGCUGGUCUGUGUUUACAUUGGAAGAAGCCAGCAAUGAGGAUCUGUUCGAAGAUGUCAAAACCGCGUUUUAUAUCUAUUUGGUCUUUAAGAGUCUCUAUGCAAUCCGAAUUUUUAGGAUUUUCCGCCUGAUGCAGAGUAAUUCCAACUUACGUAUAAUCUUUCUGUCCUUGAUGGAAUGCAAGAGGGAGCUCAUCCUUCUCGUUCUUUCAUUUUUCAUUUUAGCAACAAUUUUUGGAUCAUUCGAGUAUUUUUGUGAAGGAACAAAUGGCAAGUUUAAAUCUAUACCGCUUGCAAUAUGGUGGGCCCUGGUGACAAUGACAACGGUUGGUUAUGGUGACAUGUACCCUACAACGCCCUGUGGAUACGCCAUUGGGUCUGUCUGUGCAUUAUUUGGUGUUUUAGCCCUAACACUUCCGGUUGCUGUUAUUGCCACCCACUUCAGUGAUUACUAUGUAGUUAAUCAGUGGAGGUCCAAGGCCAAGAAAAGAAAAGAACCUACUGUUAUCUGGUGAGAGUGAGUGAGUGAGGUUUUUCGACGCUCUGAGCAAUAUCAGGGCGGGGGAACACCAUACAUGAGCUUCACACAUUGUAUACCUGUGGAUAACAAACCCGGACCUUCGGGCUACCCAACCUCCCCGUUAUCUGGUAAGAAUGAAUACCACAUGCUUUCAUAGUAGGAGCACGGACCGAACGUAGAUUCUCCAAGAGAGAGUGAUAACAGCUGAUGUUGGGAUUACACCAUUGAUUCUUCUUUGGUACUAACUUUUCAAGAGUCAGUUCUAAAUGUUUACACUAUGGAAACAUCAUUGGUUCCGUCUGUGAUUAAUUCUUCAAGAGUCAAUGCUACAUGUUUAUUUUGUGGAUAUACCAUUGUCUUUGUACUAAUGCUUGCCGUAAAAGGCGACUAUGCUUGUCGUAAGAGGCGACUAACCGGAUCGAGUGGUUAGGC
Messenger RNA from Haliotis rufescens (red abalone), 2021 nucleotides. RefSeq names its product potassium voltage-gated channel protein egl-36-like. Gene Ontology annotation, cellular component: membrane; voltage-gated potassium channel complex. NCBI's taxonomy places the organism in Eukaryota, Metazoa, Mollusca, Gastropoda, Lepetellida, Haliotidae. The transcript is spliced from 3 exons. Bases 304 to 1584 code for a protein of 426 amino acids. The record is from RefSeq and is a predicted model, not a curated record. Gene Ontology annotation, biological process: protein homooligomerization; potassium ion transmembrane transport. Gene Ontology annotation, molecular function: voltage-gated potassium channel activity; protein binding.